Messenger RNA from Chrysochloris asiatica (Cape golden mole), 2229 nucleotides. RefSeq names its product zinc finger protein 709-like. The transcript is spliced from 8 exons. The record is from RefSeq and is a predicted model, not a curated record. Lineage: Eukaryota; Metazoa; Chordata; Mammalia; Afrosoricida; Chrysochloridae. Gene Ontology annotation, molecular function: DNA-binding transcription factor activity; RNA polymerase II cis-regulatory region sequence-specific DNA binding. Bases 1 to 2229 code for a protein of 742 amino acids. Gene Ontology annotation, biological process: regulation of transcription by RNA polymerase II.
AUGAGGACGAAGAAAUCAGAAUCAGAACUGUGCUCUCUGGAAUCGGGUCCGCAGCGGCCGUGGAAACGCCCCUGGGAGGGUGGGCGGAGCGUCGUGCCUGAGUCUGCAGCCGGCCUAGUGGGCUCGCAGGUUCCCGCAGGCUGCGGUCCAGGUCUCCGGGCGCCGCCCCGGCUCUCGUGCGCACUCCUGGCCUCUGCGGAGCCGCCGCCGCUUGUGGACGCCGCGGAGCUGGGGUGGGACUGCGCGUCUCGCUGCCGGAUUGAAUUUAGCUCCGUUUUGGCUGAAUUGGACUGUGCCCCGUUAUCGGUCUCCAGUGUGCUGCAGGGAGAAUCGUCCAGUCCUGAACUAGUGUGCUGGGGACCUGGGGUGACCAGCCUGCACCUCCCUACGUCACAGGCCUGGUGUGUGGUCCAAACCGUGUUCAUCUGCCUCCAGGCUGCCCAGGGCUCUGCGUCCACUCCCAUCCUUUCCCCUGAAGUGGCUGCUUGGCUUAGAGAUGACAUUCACUGGAAGCUGGAGCGAGGAGAUGACAUGGGUGUUGCUGUGGCCACCCUGGGCCUGCUGCUCUCUGCUGAGUGUCUCCUGCUGGAGCCUGAAGAGAAAGCAGCCCUGGCUGGGGAGACUCAGGCCUCACCCUUCAGAGCCUUCCGUGUCCCAUCCCUUGACUUACUGGUCAUUGAGGACGUGGCGGUGGUCUUUAGCCCAGAAGAGUGGGCUCUGCUGGAUCUUACUCAGAGGAAACUCUACAGAGAUGUGAUGAUGGAAACCUUCAGAAACCUGGCCGCAGUAGGCAUCGUCGUUUCAUCUGUGGAGCGCACCUAUUCGGGCUUCCCCAUGAACAAAAAGCUAUCCCAUACGUGCAAGGUGUGUGGGAAGGACUUCAUCUGUAUCUCAACCCUGAAGACUCCUGUGACGACGCUCACUGGUGAGAAACGCUAUGAGUGCACUGAGUGUGGGAGAUAUUUCUGUGCUUUCUCGUCCUUCUGGACACAUGUGAGAGUUCAUAAGCGUGAAUGUAAGGAAUGUUGUAAAACAUAUCAUCGUCUGUCAUCCUUCAUUUUACAUAAAAAACUUCGCAACCGAGAAAUGCUUUACAAAUGUCAGGACUGUGGGAAAACCUUUAGGGAGGCCUCCUACCUCACUCAGCAUGUAAGAACCCACACUGGAGAGAAGCCUUACAAAUGUAAAGACUGUGGCAAAGCCUUUAGUCGGGCCUCCUACCUCACUAAGCAUAAAAGAAUCCACAGUGGAAAGAGGGCCUAUGAAUGUAAACAAUGUGGGAAAGCCUUUAGACAGGCCUCACACCUCACUAGACAUUUAAGAAUCCACACUGGAGAGAGGCCCUAUGAAUGUAAGGAAUGUGGGAAUGCCUUUAAAGAUUCCUCAGCCCUCACUACACACGUAAGAAGAACCCACAGUGGAGAGAGGCCUUACGAGUGUAAGGAAUGUGGGAAAGCCUUUAGUGACUCAUCGGCCCUCAUCAGACAUACAAGAACCCACAGUGGAGAGAGGCCCUACGAAUGUAAGGAAUGUGGGAAAGCCUAUAGACAGCUCUCAGCCCUCAGUACACACAUAAGGACCCACAGUGGAGAGAGGCCUUAUGAAUGUAAGGAAUGUGGGAAAGCCUUCAGUGAUUCCUCAGCCCUCACUACACAUACAAGGACUCAUAGUGGAGAGAGGCCCUAUGAAUGUAAGCAAUGCGGCAAGGCCUUUCGAGAUUACUCAUCACACGCUAAACAUAUAAGGAUUCACACUGGAGCGAGGCCAUAUGAAUGUCAGCAAUGUGGGAAGGCCUUUAGGGAUUCCUCAGCCCUCACUACACAUAUAAGGAGCCACAGUGGAGAGAGGCCCUAUGAAUGUAAGGAAUGUGGGAAAGCCUUCAGGUUUUCUUCAGCCCUCACUAUCCACAUAAGGACUCACAGUGGAGAGAGGCCCUAUGAAUGUAAGGAAUGUGGGAAAGCCUAUAGGCAGCUCUCUGCCCUCACUGCACACAUACAAACUCACAGUGGGGAGAGACCAUAUCAAUGCUCAGAAUGUGGGAAAGCCUUCAGUCGUGCUUCAUCCAUCACCAAACAUACAAGUAUUCAUACUCCAGAGAGGCCUUAUGAAUGUGAGAAGUGCAGCUCUCAGCCUUCACUCCACAUAGAAGAAUUCACAGUGAAGAGAGCUCAUAUGAAUGUUAGAAAUGUGGAAACGUUUUAUUCUUUCCUCACACCCCAUUUGACAUAA